Messenger RNA from Achroia grisella, 724 nucleotides. It is a transcript of the gene Lamtor2, whose product is annotated as ragulator complex protein LAMTOR2 homolog. Gene Ontology annotation, biological process: positive regulation of TOR signaling; cellular response to amino acid stimulus. Gene Ontology annotation, molecular function: guanyl-nucleotide exchange factor activity; molecular adaptor activity. Gene Ontology annotation, cellular component: Ragulator complex. The record is from RefSeq and is a predicted model, not a curated record. The coding region runs from base 237 to 614 and encodes 125 amino acids. The transcript is spliced from 2 exons. NCBI's taxonomy places the organism in Eukaryota, Metazoa, Arthropoda, Insecta, Lepidoptera, Pyralidae.
UUCUGUCAAAUGUUCUUUGCUUGUUCUGAUAUUAUAUAUAUUAAAUUAUUAUUCCUGGAUUAAAGUUUCCAGAAUAGGUAGUGAUUAGAAAUAAAGUAAAGUUUGUGUGGAAAAUAAAGUAUAAAGUAUAAAAAACAUACAUUCUACGAAAUAAAAAUAUAAAAUAAUUAGUACAUCAAUCACAAAGGCGACUAUAUAUAUCUUAAUAAAUUGCAAAGUUCUUAGUAUUAAACACUAUGUUGAAGCCUAAAGCUUUGACUCAAGUUUUAAGUCAAGCGAAUACUGGAGGCGUAGAAAAUACACUGUUACUUAAUCAUCAAGGUGCACUACUAGCUUAUUCAGGCUAUAAUGACAAAGACGCAAGAGUUACUGCUGCGAUCGCAAGUAAUGUGUGGUCAGCUUAUGAAAAACAGGGAUGCAAUGUAUUCAAAGAAGACAAAUUGCAUUUUAUAUUUGUAGACUGUUUAAAUGGCAAAAUAGCUAUAACACAAGUGGCCAGUUUACUAUUAUGUUUAUAUGCUAAAGAAACAGUUGGCUUUGGUAUAUUAAAAGAGAAGAUUAAUGCCUUAGCACAAUAUUUAGAAGGACCUCUCAAGCAGGUUGCAAGUUCAUGAUUAAUGUACAUUAUUAUUGGAAACCUCAGUUGAAAACUUUAAAAUAAUAUAUAGCCAUGGUCUGAAAUUCUAAUAAUUUAUUGGGAAUAAAUUGUUGAUUCGGAAUAAAG